This is a messenger RNA of Tripterygium wilfordii, 1510 nucleotides long. Its product is annotated as stemmadenine O-acetyltransferase-like. The record is from RefSeq and is a predicted model, not a curated record. NCBI's taxonomy places the organism in Eukaryota, Viridiplantae, Streptophyta, Magnoliopsida, Celastrales, Celastraceae. The coding region runs from base 56 to 1405 and encodes 449 amino acids. The transcript is spliced from 2 exons.
UUAUAUAAACACCGUAAUUGCAUGGGUAGCUAAAUCAGCAAGAGAAAACAAAUCAAUGGAGGUGGAGAUAAUAUCCAGAGAGUGUAUCAAACCCUCUUCUCCAACACCCAAUCACCUCACAAUUUACAACAUCUCUUUCCUUGAUCAGUUCGCACCUCACAUAUAUGUUCCUAACCUUCUCUUUUACCCCCCAAACAAAGCUUCAAUCUCUGAAACAUCAAGACUCUUUAAACAAUCACUCUCAAAGACACUUACUCUUUAUUUUCCUUUGGCUGGAAAGGCCAAGGAUAGUCUUUCAAUCGAUUGCAAUGACGAGGGUGCUUGCUAUAUCAGUGCUAGAGUCAAUCGCAAUUUAAGCGAUUGUCUCAAGCAACCAACGCGCUCAACACUCUCCAACUUUCUUCCUAGCGGGAUUGUUUCUACUGAUGUAUCACCAGGAGCUUAUGUUGUUGUGAUACAGGAAACUCUGUUUUCUUGUGGUUGUAUUGCCAUAGCCUUUGUUGUUCCACACACUAUUUUGGAUGCAACUGCUUCAAGUGGAUUCAUGAAAACUUGGGCUACUAUUGCUAGACAGUCGAGUACUGGAGCUAAUUUAUUUCCCAAUUUUAGGGCCUCGUCUAUAUUUCCACAAACUAGCAUUGCAUUCCCAAAAGAUCUAACGGCUGUUAAUUUGGCAAGCGUCUACCAUAGAAAAAAUGACAAGUUUGUUUUAAAGAGGUUUGUGUUUGAUGGAUCCACCAUAACCAAACUAAAGGCAAAAGCGAUAAGCUCGGGAGUCCAGAACCCAACGCGUUCAGAGUUGGUGUUUGCGAUCCUUCUGAAGCUGAUCAUGUCUGUGUUGAAUGUAAAAUCAGGCAAACAAAAAUCAGCAUUGGCAAUAAAUGCUGUAAACUUGCGACGGAAGGCAGUGCCACCGAUCCCUGAAACUGCUGUGGGAAAUUUUAUUUGGAUGGAACCCAUAGUCUCUCAAAUUGGGGACAAGGAGUUGUGUGAUUUUGUGCACCGAAUAAGGGGAUCUGUUUCGCGUAUCAAUGGUGAAUUUGUGAAGAGCCUUGAAGGUGAUAACGGGUUUAACAUGUUUUGUGAGUCUCUGAAAGAGUUUGAUAAAUCGUGUUCUAAGGCUUUGUCGGAGGGAGCUGAACCGUUUGGGUUGAAUAGCUGGUGUAAUAUGGGGUUUUAUGAGGCCGAUUUUGGGUGGGGGAAGCCUCUAUGGAUUCCUGUUGCAAUUGGUCUUAUUGAACCACCUAAUGCAUACUCUAUCAGCCUCAUGGAUACAAGACAUGGAAAUGGAAUAGAAGCUUGGGUGGUACUGGACGAAGAAACAAUGCCUAUGCUACAACAUCACAUGGAACUCCGCUCUUUAGUCUCAAUAGAUCCACGUCCUCUACAAAUUGGAAUCAACUAGUUAGUGGAAGGCAAAAGUCUCGGCAGUUUGAAGUCCUGACGGAGCUGAUUUGUUAGGUCGUUGCACCAUCAAAACUAAUCCCCGAACCCGCCGCAAGCAGAGUAG